Molecule: messenger RNA, 1827 nt
Organism: Aspergillus aculeatus ATCC 16872
Lineage: Eukaryota; Fungi; Ascomycota; Eurotiomycetes; Eurotiales; Aspergillaceae
Gene: ish1
Product: double-strand break repair enhancer MSC1
Exons: 4
Coding region: 61-1692 (543 amino acids)
Source: RefSeq, a predicted model, not a curated record
UCUCCUCCCGAUAAGACUGAUACGGCUAUAAUUUCGACCUUAAAUCACGACUGAGCCAUAAUGAAGCUUCAUUUGGCUUUCUGCCUAGUCUUUGUACUGGCAACAGCUGAGGCUGUCGGCGCAUCCAGCUGGUUCAGCAAAGCUGUAUACAACAAAUGGCACGAAACUGAGUUGGAAAGAUGGCUUGCCGACCAUGACAUUCCUUACCCCUCGCCUGCCGACCGUAAAGAUCUUGAGAGCUUGGUGAAGACAAACUGGGAUGCUAAGGUUCAGAAGCCUCUGGGACAUGCUGUGGAACAAUCUCCGGACCACUGGCACAAUGCUAAGGAAUGGCUCUUUGACACAUGGUCGGACUCCCAGCUCAAGGCCUUCCUUGAUCGUCAUGGCAUUCCCGCUCCUCAGCCACGCAAGCGUGACACUCUUCUCAAGGCUGUCCGCGAGAACUACGAAACCAUUGCCCAAAAGCUUGGCGAGGCCAUUUCUUACCCUGGUAACUGGGUGUAUGCUCAGUGGUCUGAGUCUGAUUUGAAGGAGUGGCUCGAUGAGCGUGGCUGGCCUGUUCCUCAGCCCUCCACUCGCGACAAGCUCAUCGCCACCGUUCGCCGUAACGCCCGACUGGCUGGACUGCAGGCUAAGGCCAUUGCUGCUUCUGCCUCUGCUUCUGCCGACAAGGCCCAGGCUACUUUGAGUGAAGCUUUGUUCAGCGCUUGGUCCGACUCCGACCUGAAGAAGUUCCUCGAUGAGCACGGUGUGAAGGUCCCUCAGGGCUCUAAGCGCAACGAGCUUGUAGCUCUAGCGAGAAAGCACCGUGCCUCUCUGGUCAGCCAGGCUUCGACUGCUGCUGCUACCGCUUCUGCGAGCCUCUCCUCCACUGCCAGUGAAUUUAUCGGUGCCGCCACCACCAAGGCUGGCAACGAGUUCACCCGCGCCACUGACGUUGCUCAGUACAAGGGACAGGAAGCCUUUGACUCUCUUAUUGCGUCUUGGUCCGAUUCUCGUCUCAAGGCAUACCUUGACGCCCGCGGUGUUCCCGUGCCUCAGAACGGCAAGCGCGAUGAGCUCCUGGCACAGGUCCGUCUGAACGCCCACAAGGCUGCCACUGGCUGGAGUGCCUGGACUUUCGACACCUGGGACACUGAGCACCUGAAGAAGUAUCUCGCUUCCAUGAACUCGAAGGCUGCCCACCAGGCCGACAUUACCCGUGAAGAGCUUGUCAAGCAGGCUCAGGACACCUAUGCCCAGGCCUCCAAGGCUGGCGGUGACCAGCUGGCUUCCGCUACCUCUUACAUGGCUCAGGCUACCGAUGUCGCUAAGGGCUCUGCCUUUGACUCUUGGUCUCACUCCGAUCUCAAGGCAUACCUUGACUCGUAUGGUAUCCCCGUCUACCAGGGCUCCAGCAUCAACGAGCUCAAGGCCGCGGCCCGCCGCAACGCUGAGUACUUCAGACACGGAACCUCCACUCCUCAGGGUACCAUCCUCGCCAAGCUCCAGGAUAAGCUUUCGGACCUUUCCCAGUGGGUUUGGGAGCAAGUCAAGGUUGGAGCCGCAAGCGGCAGGGCCCACGGUCAGGAGGCCGCUGAGAAGGCUUCUGAGGUCGCGAAGGAACAAGCUAAGACGCAGGGCUUCAAGGUCGCGGACAAGGUGAAGACCAAGGGUGCCGAGGCUUCCGCGAGCCUGCGCAAGGAGUUGUAAAGUGUGGUUUUCUGCAAUGUGAGGGUGGAUUACAAAGAACUGGGGUAUGGUGGUGCUGGUGGGACAUGAUUUUAUGACUUAACGUAAUAGUUAUUGGUUGGCAAAUUAGUCUCGAAAUUUACUUUAUUUCCUCUU